CACAUUAUAUUGUUAGUACUGGAAGCCACACGUUAAAAUAGGGAUUGUGUCACUGUCAUUAUGGAAUAUUUACAUGUGGCUUCCAUGGUAACUGCUCUUGUCAGCAUGGUACAAUAUCAGGAAAUUACUUGUUGGGACAAUAUUCCACGAUCAGUGUACAACAUGUCAUGUAUGCCAUUGUGUAAACGCGCACAUAGCCGCUCCACUACUGCGUUGAACCCAGUGCUAGCCCUCUGAAUCUGAUUUUUUUUGGCUCGGAACGUUUGUGUCUCAAGGACUUUCGUCUUGCACCGGCGAGGAGACUGAUGGACGUGUUUAGGGCCACACGUGCUGAUGGACAGUGUCCGAGCUGAGAAGAGAAUUGUGAAGCUUGAGUAAAGAAAUAGACACGCACUGAGUAUCAUGUCUGCUCAGGAGCACUUGCUGGGUGCUCUGAAGAAGGAUGUGCGAUCUCUGCUCAUCUCUGCCAAGACUGGCCUGACUCCCCAGCAGCUGCAGAAAGACUACAUGACGAUGAUGGGUCACAGGCUCCCGCUGCACACUCUGGGGUACCGCUCGGUCAUGGACAUGGUGCAGGACCUGCCGGACGUGGUGCAGGUGCAGUGUGCAGGAGACGGGUCAGUGCUGCUCAAAGCUAUCGGAGAUGAAAGCACCAGGGGCAUGGAGGAGCUGGUGUCCAAACAGAGGAGCAACAAGAGGCGCUCGGCCAUAAACAGCCAGCGCAGUGCGCCGAUUCACUCCAUGCUCCCCCUGCACCGGCGGAGACACGUGCCCCCUUCCCUCCCAGCCCCCCUUCGCAGCGAGCUGAAGAAGUUGCUGUCCUCCUCACCGGUCCUGCUGUGCCAGCUCGAGCGCUCCUUCUCUCAGCGCUUCGGCCGGCCCCUGCAGAUCCAUCACUAUGGCUUCUACUCUGUGGCGGAGCUGCUGAGUGCGGCAGGGGACAUGAUCACAGUGCAGCAGACCCGAGCAGGCUCCCUACUCGUACUGAAGAGACAGGACUACCCGGCCAGGAGCAGGGCUCUGCAGUGCUCCACAGGUCAUGUGAAAAAGAGCCCCAAUAAAGUUAUUCAACAUGUGUUUGAAUCUGCCCUCCUAUCUGAUGACGUUAAGAAACCUUCCCCUUCAAACCUGGUGAAGCAAAUUCCACAAUCCAACUGCCUAAAACAUCCACAGGCCCCUCCCAAGAAGGAGGAGACCAUCACAGUCAAGAAGCAGCUGUCUCCAGAAGAGAUUGAAUUUGAAAAGUGUAUAAAGAAGUUGGAAGAAGAGCUGAAGACCAAAAUCCUGGACAGUGGGCCAGCAGGGACUGUCAGCCCCGAGCUGAAGGAGAAGAUUCGACAGGUAGUCUCUCAAAAGCCAGAAGGUUUAUUAGUGAAGAACCUGCCUGAGGAGUUCAAGAAAUUGUUCAAAGAGGACCUGCCUGUGAACCAGAGCGGGUUCCUGAGUGUCACGGACUUGGUGAGUGCUCUGAGUGACACUCUGUAUGUAGACCAGGGGGAGGCUGACGUGAACACCAACUGGAUCGUGUUCGAUGCACAGCAGAAACAGGCUCAGCAGAGGAAGAAAGAUUUGUCAGAGACCCAAGCCCCUGAGUUAUCGCAGCCCUUGAAUCCCUCAGACAGGAGCUACUUCUUCCACUGUGACGUUUCUAAAUGGGAGAGCGGGGACUUGGAGGAGGAGCAGGCAAAUAAACUGCAGUACGACAGUGAGCUCAAAGUGGUGACCGAGAAGUUCCAGCAGUCCUUGGAGAUGUACGAGCCCAUCCUAUCCCAGCUGGAAGCCCGGUUGGAAGUCCCUCCUGACGCGAUCCAGAACGAACGCUUGCAGCUGGUGGCAGAGAAGAAGGAGAAGGCAUUUGUGUCUGUGCUGGUGGAGAGCGUCAUUUCCCCCAGCCAGUUCUACAUCCGCUUCUGUGGGACUGAAGAAGCAAAGGUGCUGGAGAACAUAAUGAUUGAAAUGAGAGGCUGUUAUUCCUUCUCGGAGGUGUCGGAGCGCUAUCGGCUGCCAGCCAUCUAUAUCCGUGCUGGGCAGGUGUGCUGUGUGAGCCCAGGAGGGAUCUGGUUCUACCGAGUCAUCAUCCACCGCGUGGUGAACGAGACGGAGGUAGAGGUUUACUACGUGGACUUCGGGAACCUGGGCUUCGUGGAAAAGAGCAGCCUCAAGUUUCUCAAGUCCUGCUAUUCAAAGCUUCCUGCUCAGGCGGUGCCAUCCAUUCUGACGUGGAUAAAACCGUUUAAGGGUGUCUGGAGUGAGAAGGCAGUAAGCCAAUUUCAGAAGCUGUGCUGCGCUAAGCCGAUGGUGGCUGUGAUCCACAAGUAUGUGGAGGGAAUCCUGCACCUCUUCCUGUGUGAUACCUACACAGAUGCGGAUAUCUACAUUCACUGCGUCCUGCAGAUCCAGGGCUACGCUGUGCCCUGCAGUAUAAGCGACAUCGGCCAGCCCUUUGGAGAGUUCAACCCAGUUGCUCUGUAUCUGAAGUGGCAGACAGACCUGCCAAACCCUGUAACAGAAGAGGAGAAGACGAAGAAACAGGCCCCGCUGUCUGGCAGAGAUGCUGACAGGAUGCUGUACCUGGAGCCCACCCCGGUCAGAGCGGAUUGCUGGGAGAGAGAGAUGGACUUCAGUGACCUCCCAGAGCUGGAAUUCGAGGGCAAUCUGGAGGACAGCUUGCAGGAGCAGCCAGCAGAAAGGUCCAAUCCCUUCUCGGCUCUUCUGCAGUCGGAGUCAGUGCCUACUACAGUCUGGGAUGAGGACUGGGGACAGAGGAGCCCGAUGAAAACCAAGACAGCGUCCUGCAGGGAGGCCCUCUGGGCUCAGAGCAGGGACCUGCGGGCACCGAGUCCACAGCAGACAGUACCUGUGCUGAAUAAACCAGACUCCUUCCCAGACCCCCAGGAUGAGAGGUACAUGACCCUGUCCCACUGCCAGCCAGUAGCAGAAGGCACUGCCGCCUCUCCAGCCUGCCUCGUUCCUGAAGAAGCUCCACAAGUCUGUGUCCAGGCCGGGGAGCUUGAGAACAAAGGAGAGCUCUCCUCAACGCCUGACCUUCAGGUGAAGAGGGAUUCCGUGCCACUAGCUGUCCAGACUCAGCGCUUAGCCAGGCUGCUGUUCCCUCUGAGCAGAAACACAUUCUGUGUGCCCCAGACCUCUGCAUCAUCCGUGCUGGGACCAGCAGCUCGACUAGCUACAGCCACCCAGCUCGUGGAGUGGUUUUCAUACAAGAAAGUGUAGCAGCUGCUGCUGCUGUCUGGAUUGCUGCAUGAGAAGCACUGACUCUAUAUUGCUGUGCGAGUGAGGGCAGGGAUGGCUAGUGCUGACAGAGGCAAUAAAUGUUAAAUAAAGGUUUUAUUACAGUUACUUUUAUUUUUAUUUUCUAUGCUUUUUUUUUUUUUUGGUUUGGUCUUACUGCUGUGAUUUUUAAAGGGAAUUUGACGUUUUCUUUUUUCAUAGUGUGACCAGACAAAACAGGAAGCUAAUUCCCGCUUGCAUCCAAUUUUCUGUUGUUGUUCAUAUAAAAUAAAAUCAAAAACUAUUUAUACCCCAGUGAUCCUGGAGACCAAGCAGUCUUCAGAUUUUGAAAACCCUGAUAAAAUUGCCCUGUGUGUUGUGUUUGACACCCCUGAUGUUGCUAGCACUAGCAGCAUUAUUGAAAGAGCGCUUACAAAGGCUCCUUUUAAAUACAUAUCCUUACCUCUUACUGUCACUGCCUCCCUUUACAGGAUUGCUAACCAAGACCUAUUUAAAUCCAUUUCUUACCUCUUAUUUAUCACUGGCCCUUUAAAGGAACAGGAUCACCCUGAACAGAGUACACCUCCCCUCCAAAACCAAACUGAAUUGAAUUGAAUUAAACUCAAUUUUCUGCGGGACCCCAGUAGCUCACCUAGUAAAGGCACUGACAAGUUAAGUGUAGGUAGAGUCAUGUGAUCUUUUCUAGAACUUACACUAAGAGCUGUAUUGGCCUUCCAUUCCAGGAGGACAGAUAGCUGGGGUUGUGUUGCAUUGUGAAGCGUAGUCCUUAAUCAUGUUUUUUCGUAAUAUAGUUGGGUUCAGUUGUUUUUGAUUAAGUUUUGGAUUUGGAUUAAGUGUCUUGGGGUGUUUGCGCUUACAUUUAUUCCACAUGCUGAAUAUAUAACGAAUUUCUCCCGAACCUCAAAAAAUGUAAGCUUUUCUUCGGGUUCUGGUUACAGGACUGGCUUCCACUGUCUUUCAUUGGCUACAGUUCUCUCCCUUUGCCUCUGAUUGGUUCACAGUGCGCACCCUUUGCCUUUGAUUGGCUUACAGCUGUCUUGUCUCUUAGCUGGUCUGGGUUCCAAACAAAUAAAAUUAAUGGGAUCACCCUGAACAGAAUACCCCUCCCUCUAAAACCAACCUCAAUUGAAUUCCUAAUAUUGGACCGCUCCCCUAAUCCAGUACCCAAUACACAGUAUUCAAUAUCACUAGACUUCAAAAUCCUUGUAUCCAUUGUGCCGGUUGGUGAUUUAUAAAGCCCUGCAGUGUAGCUUUUAAAACAUUCACACUGCUACUACAGUGGUCAGCUCCAGGAAGUGGGGGGAUACCAGUAAGAAGCUGUGUAAGCAGUCAGGGGUUGGAAGCUAGUGCUGUCAGUACUAAUAACAGGCUAGAACAUUGAUUUUAUAAGCUUGGGUUAGAAAUCCUUUAAAGAGGGACAGUGAUAAUGUUGUGGGUAUGAAUCAGAGGUAAGAAAAUGUAUUUUAACACUAAUAAGACCAGUAUAACUAAGAUUUAAAUUGAAUAAUUAUGGACAGCGCAUUACAACAUCUUUUAAAAAUCACACAUCAAGAAACUAUGAUAACUGCAGUUACCUAUGCUAACACUGCAUACAAUACCAGAAAACACCCCCCCCAAAAAAAACCCACGUUAUUUUUAUCACAGUUGUUUGUUUUGUUAUUUGGUAAAUUAUAAAAGGCUCUAAGAGUAAACACAGACAUUAAUUAAAAAAGUGUAAACAUUUCUGGAUGAUUUGAAAACAAUUAUUUUUAGUUCAAACAAUUUUAAUUCCACCAGGUUUGUGUUUUUUUUGUUUGGUAGUUUUUCAAUAACACUCUGUGUAUGGGCUAUGGAUAUUGAAACUUGCUGUAAUAGUCUCUGAAUACUUGUUUGUGCCACAGUAAACUGUGAUGUGUUUUAUUUGAGCUAGUUAUAUCUCACUUGUUUUUGUGACAGGUGCCUCUUGUGUAUAUCAUUCUGAAGCUUUAUCAUUUGUUUUGAAUUGACAUGGGUCAAGUCAUUAGUUUAUCUCUGAAUGUAUCAGUUAUAGUUUAAAUAGUUCUGUAAAUGAUUAUGCCUUUUCAGAAUUAAUGAAAGGUUGACAAACUUGAAUAUCUUCAUAGCAACAGAUAAUUCACUAAGCCCACACCUGCUUACUUCAAAGGAAUAAAUAUGAUUUAAAAAAACAGAGUACUUGAUUAAUCUUGUUUUUGAUACCU
Molecule: messenger RNA, 5447 nt
Organism: Polyodon spathula (Mississippi paddlefish)
Lineage: Eukaryota; Metazoa; Chordata; Actinopteri; Acipenseriformes; Polyodontidae
Gene: tdrd5
Product: tudor domain containing 5
Exons: 17
Coding region: 403-3231 (942 amino acids)
Biological process (GO): spermatogenesis
Source: RefSeq, a predicted model, not a curated record